CAGCUCGGGCCAGCGCUGUCCCAGCUUUGAGGUUGCAGCCCACGAUCGAUCGAUUGGCCCUGCUGCUUUGGAGCCUGUGUUGAGGGUGAACAUCAUGGAGGAAUAUAUAGCAAGGAUGGAAACACCCUAAACUUGAAUGACCAAGUAUACCUUGGUAGACCAAGGCUUGAGUUUUACCUCUAUUUGUUCUACUGGGAUCAUAGAAUUCACAAUGACAACAGUAACAGUGACGGCAGAAUUUCCACCAGGGGUUAACAGAGAAGAUAAUUCUGCCUUGCGUGAGACUACAUCGGCCCACAUUAUUGAAGAAACUGAAUACGUGAGGAAGAUUCGAACUACUCUGGAAAAGAUCAGAAAUCAAAUGUUUAAAGAUGAAGCAGGACAGACCAGUACAAAUUGUAAACUAGAUACAAAGCAUUGUGGAAGUGUUCAGAAUGGCUCUGAUUCUGAAAUGGACCCUUCUUGCUGCAAUUUGGACUUGCUCAAGGAAAAAAUGAGAGCCAAAGACCUACAGCUCUUAGAAAUGAACAGAGAGAAUGAAAUAUUGAAAAUCAAGCUGGCAGCCUCCAGAGAAGCAGGAGCAGCAGCUCUGCGAAACGUGGCCCAGAGAUUAUUUGAAAACUACCAAACACAAUCCGAAGACCUGAGGAGAAAGCAGGAGGACAGCACAUACUUGCUCCAGGUUAAUAAGCUUGAAAAAGAACAGAAAUUGAAACAACAUGUUGAAACUAUGAACCACGUCGCUGAAAAACUUGAAGAAAAACACAAUCAAAUCACGGAGUUGGAGAAUCUUGUACAGAGAAUGGAAAAGGAAAAGAGAACACUGCUAGAAAGAAAACUGUCUUUGGAAAACAAGCUGCUGCAACUCAAAUCCAAUGCUCCAUAUGCUAAAAGGUGCCAGUAUCUUCAAGUGGAGAUUUCCACUCUCCAGGAGCAGAUCUCGCAUUUGCAGUUUGUAAUUCAUUCCCAGCAUCAGCACCUGCACAGCGUCAUCCAGGAGAUGGAAGGAUUAAAAAGUGCUUUAAAGGAACAAGAUGAUAGAAUUGAAAAUCUGAAAGAAAAGGUCAACAUACUUGAAGCCCAGAAUACAGAACUGAAAACCAAGGUGGCACUUUGGUCUGAAACUGCUAGGACAAAAGUAUCUAAGGCUGUCUCUACAAGUGACUUGAAGACUGAAGGUACUUCCCCAUAUUUGAUGCUGAUUAGGCUGCGGAAAUGAACUGGAUGAAGAUCUGAUUGAGAAAGACUAUGUGGAUCUCAUGUAUUUCUUGAAAUACAGUUAGACUAUUUAGAGACAACAUUUAGAAUAUUCAUGUUGAAAGGGCAGUGUUUGUAUUUAAGAGGAAUUUGUUAUAUAUCACUAGCUUUGCACGAAGAUGGCAGUCCAGAAAAUCUAAUAAAUAUAUUUAAGUGAAAGAAUUCUUUUUCCAAAAUUUAUUCAGGUGGCGAAAAAAGCCAGGUGCUCACCGAUAAUGGAAGAUAAAUUCUGCUUAUAACUUUAAAAAGAAAUUUGAAUUUUGCUAUGGGAGGUCUUUUAUGAUCUACAGCUUUGAUCUUAUGAUAGUAGUUUUUAUAUGAGUGAAUAGAAGGAAGAGUGCAUAUAUAUACGUAUGAAUUGAAAUGAUAUAUUUUAAAUUUAUUUUUAGAUAAGAAAUAGCUAUCAUUACAUAAACUCAUCUCUCGAUCCAUUGUUAGUGAGAGAGUAUUCUCUACUGAAUUAUCAGCAGGGGAAGGAGUAGAUUCUUUUAAGCUAACUCCCUAACCAAUAUUGCUCUCCAAAGUCGAGAAUCCUGACUGCCUCCCCAUACCUUAGAAAUGCACUGAUUUUAGCUGUUCUGGGAUGAAAACUUCCUUACAAGGCUCAAACCACACUCAUAAAUACACAGAGCUGCAUACACUGUACUCUGACUUUGUGACUAAUUUUCUUACUGAUAUUCAUUAAUAUCUGAAUAAAAUGACAAUGCCGCUGCCACAUAUCACUCUAAAACGCCUCUUUAAGGAUUCAAAUGGAAUGAUCUUUGUAAGUUUUGCGAAAGCGUCCUUAAGUUAUGAUGCAAGCCUUUAUUACAAAUGGAGUUUGUGGUUGCUGAGCAAAGCCAAACUCUGACCUGUGUAAAUGUAAAUACAAUGACAGGAAGCAGCACACACUUCAGUUAAAUGAAUAAAGAUAGACCUCAGUAACCGUAAGGAGAGUAGUUUGUAGACUUUUGGCCAUUCUUCCUUGUGUGUAAGUCUAAAUAUUUUCUUGGAGAGGAUGUUUCCAGCCCUUCAACAUGGAAAAUAAAAAUCUCAGUAUUAUCUAUUAAAUAUUUUUAAAGUAUGUACAAACAAGAUGAAGUAAUGUAUUUUCAAGUUCAUCCAAGUACUGUAAUCCUGGAAAUGUUGCACAAGCACUCUGUGUGAGUUUCUUGCUCAAUGAUGUCUUAGCAAACAUUUUUAUUGGUUUGCUAAUUUUUAGGGCUUAGUUAUCUAAUAUAUUUAGGGCAUCAUUAUCCUGUGCUGGAAAAAUUCUAAGCACUUUACCUUUUGUUUUCUCUGAAAUUCUUAGAAGCAGGCUAUAUUGUUAUCCCUGUGUUACAGAGAAAGAUACACUGAGAUUGGUUAAGUAAUUUAUAAAUUGCUAACUGUGGGUAAGGAUUUGUGCCUUUUGACUUUGUUCAAUUACCUGGUCUCGUUACAUUACCCUGCGACUUCCUUUGAUGUCUGCAUUAUCCUAUGGAUGAUAGAAACAACACUUACUGAUAAAGUCAGUAUUUCUUGAAAUGAAUUGUCCUUUUAACUGUUAGAUUACUGUCAUGAAAAUUCAGUUUAGAUAAAAAUUCUCUGCUUAUAUUACAUUUAUUAUUUAUAACUUUAUACCACAUUGAAGCUGAGUUCAUGAAUUUUUGUAUCAAGCUUUUUAAAAUUAUUAUUUCAAGUGUAUUAAAAGAAUGUAACCACCACCUGCCACCCUAGCACAAGAG
Molecule: messenger RNA, 2963 nt
Organism: Fukomys damarensis (Damara mole-rat)
Lineage: Eukaryota; Metazoa; Chordata; Mammalia; Rodentia; Bathyergidae
Gene: Ccdc68
Product: coiled-coil domain containing 68
Exons: 13
Coding region: 137-1219 (360 amino acids)
Biological process (GO): intracellular signal transduction
Cellular component (GO): intracellular anatomical structure
Source: RefSeq, a predicted model, not a curated record